UGUAGGUACCUACUUAUGUGGUCCAUGUCCGUAGUAAAGUCAACAGCCAUUGAGAUCAAAUUAUUUUUUUCUAAAUUUAAGUUUUAGUCCAGGGUAUUAUAAUCACCACUUCUUAUUUUAGUAACUCAUAUUAUUUUCUAUACUAUGCCAUCAUUUUAGAGUAAGUAGGUACCUAAUAUGCAAAAAUGGGUCGUAUGGGAGGUAUAAAAUGGGAGAAAGCUACCCAAUGUCGCCCGGUUCAUAAUAUUAUAUCAUCUGAUUUUCCAAAAUAUAACCCUCAGCCAUGGAAGUUUAUGGAGGGAAAGCCUCGUGUAGAAUGGUUGCUGUCCUAUGAAUAUCAGAGGAUGUGGGUAGAAGAAAGAGAAGCAUGGAAGAAGCGCAUGUAUCCUGAAAAUACUACGGUGAAUGUAGACGUAGUGAAGCGUUACAUACUUUCUUUCAAAAACGUCACUCCACCACCUAAACCAGAGAAGAAAGCACCAUUCAAAAUGAAGAAAUUUGAUGGUAUUGGAAGCAAAACUGAAACUAAACGUCCAUCUGAUGACAAAGCAAUGGGCUAUGAAAAGAAAAAGGCAGGUGAACAGUAAUAAGGAAGUAUAUAUUUUUUUAAUUACUUAAAUAUUUGUUUUAUAUUUUGUAUCGGUUCUUUGCCAAUAAAAUAAUGUAUCCCAUCA
Molecule: messenger RNA, 674 nt
Organism: Plodia interpunctella (Indianmeal moth)
Lineage: Eukaryota; Metazoa; Arthropoda; Insecta; Lepidoptera; Pyralidae
Exons: 3
Coding region: 186-587 (133 amino acids)
Source: RefSeq, a predicted model, not a curated record